UUUUUAUCUGCCUUGUUCUUUGUAGGUCCAGAUUUUGACUGUCCCCGUUGCUUCCCUUUCUUUUGGAACAGCUUUUUGAGAGAUUGAUCCUUAUUCUUUUCUAUUUCUAGUUGCUGCUUCACUGGCGUGUCAGUAAGAAUUGCUGAUUUGCGUCGUUUUCUUCCUUUGCUGGCUUAGGGUUAGGUUCCUUUGCUCCUUACUUCCAGCCUUCAAAAACAUUAUAGCAAUUACAAAUAAAUUAGCCUAAUAUCACAUUUUUUUGAGAAUGUUCAAUGUGUUUAUUUGUACAGGGGCAAAUUGUCACAUGUGACGACUUGCCCCAAAGUCAGUGAGACAACUUGCCCCAAACUGACAUGUGUGUUAAUGUUGGCUACAUCUCAAGGUUAGCUUAACAUACUACUUUAGCUAAGGUAUCAAAAGACUCGAAAAUGUCUCCUCUAUUUUGUGCAAAAUCAUUAUUUUUAACAUUCAUAUAUAACAAUGUUGUAUUGCAUAAAAUGUAAAGUGCAAUUUUUUACUUUUAAGCAGAAAAAUAAGAAAAUUGUGCUAACCUCAGAUUAGAGUGACCUUGACCACAUGUGAACUAGAAGUUGACUAUAGAAGAAGAAGUCACACAAAGUGGCUAUUUGAUUUUUGAGAUGGCCCCUCUAGUGUUGGAGUUAUGACGAGUGUGACAACUUACCCGUGAGACAACAUGCCCCGCUCUCCCCUACAUUUAAAAGAUUUCAACCUUUUGCUAAUCAUAUUUAAUGAGUUUAGUGAACAGCUGUGGAAACUUCAGCAUCCGUUGAAGACAGAGAAAGAAACCGUUAAAUCAUUAUUAUUCUUAUUGCAGCGUUUAUAUAAGUUUCUACAUGAGCAUUUCUUGUGUUUUGCACCACCACCUGACGGAGCACACCACGUGACCCGGCGGAAGAAUUUCACUUUCUGUUUCUCUGAAUCGGGAACCGAAGACUCUGCUCCCUGAAGGAUCGAUCGAUCUUCAUUGAUCGAUGGAGGACAAACAGGCGACACGCAGCUGCGGCACGUGCCACAAAGACGUUUCAGAGGCAAACUUCUCUCUGCACGAGACGCACUGCAGACGCUUCCUGUGUCUCUGCCCCGUCUGCAAGGAGCCGGUUCCCCGAGAUCAGCUGGACCGACACCAAGAGGAGCAGCACGCCGAGGUGAGAUGCUCCAAGUGUCACCUGAAGAUGGAGCGCCGUCACCUCGCCGAUCACCAGACUGACGCGUGUGCGCAGCGCCUGCAGAGCUGCUGCUUCUGCGAGCUGGUGCUGCCUCUCAAGCACCUGGACCAGCACCGCGUGGCCUGCGGCAGCCGCACCGAGCUGUGCGCAGACUGCGGCCGCUACGUCACGCUGAGGGAGCGGCCCGGCCACGGCGCCGCCUGCUCCGCCUCGGAGCCCCCCGGGGCCUCCGGCGCCACACCACCACCGAAGAACAAGGGUCAGGGUAAGGGGCGCGGCGGCGGCGGCGAAGCUUUCGGCCGCGUGGUUUCUCCUGAAGCGGCGUCUCGUUCUCUCCGUUGUGCAGCAGGAAGGAGGCGCUGCGGCAGAUGUUCGGCUUCUUUUCCGCCGGAGGAGGUAGAAGAGCACGAGCUGGUGUGUUUCCUAGCAACGCCUUUGGACGACAAAGAGGCGGAGGAGGAGCGCGACGACGUCACCGGGCAGGGGGACACCGAUUGGUGGCCGAGGGGCGGCCGGGCAGCCGGGCCCGAUGAGGGCGACCCGGACCUGCUCUCCACCUGCCCCCACUGCCACCUGGCCCUGCCCCUCGCCACACUGCGCUGGCACCAGGUCAAGUGUCAAAUCCUGAGGAACCUGAGGAACCUGAACUCAUCGCGAUAGAAGACGAGCGUCUGAUUCUCGCUCCUCAGCCUCUGAACCUAAGACAGUUUACUCAGUUCAUGGAAGAAGGAUCAGCUGCUGCUAGUUUGUUGAAAUAAAUACAUUUAAAAAAUGUGCACUAGGUUUACUUAGUUUAGCUGAAAUGUACCUUUAUAAAGUACUUUAAGUGGUUGGAAUUGUUCGUGUUCUGUAAAA
Pungitius pungitius (ninespine stickleback) is the source of this 2042-nucleotide messenger RNA. It is a transcript of the gene xaf1, whose product is annotated as XIAP associated factor 1. The transcript has 6 exons. Gene Ontology annotation, molecular function: zinc ion binding. Lineage: Eukaryota; Metazoa; Chordata; Actinopteri; Perciformes; Gasterosteidae. The record is from RefSeq and is a predicted model, not a curated record. The coding region runs from base 993 to 1847 and encodes 284 amino acids. Gene Ontology annotation, cellular component: mitochondrion. Gene Ontology annotation, biological process: apoptotic process.